UGUUUACUUGACACGCACAGCUUCUCUUUUCCUUGAAUAUAGCAUUUUCUUCUUCGAUUUCGUCGAUUACAUUCAAGCAGCUCAACCAAAUGGAAACUGGCGGUAAAUUGAAGAAGGGAGCCGGUGGCCGGAAGGGCGGCGGUCCCAAGAAGAAGUCUGUCUCCCGCUCCGUCAAAGCCGGCCUCCAGUUCCCCGUCGGCAGGAUCGGUCGCUACCUUAAAAAAGGUCGCUACGCCCAGCGCGUUGGUUCCGGCGCCCCGGUUUACAUGGCUGCCGUGCUCGAGUACCUCGCAGCUGAGGUUUUGGAGUUGGCAGGGAACGCGGCGAGGGAUAACAAGAAGAAUAGGAUUAUUCCGAGGCACGUGCUGCUGGCGGUGAGGAACGAUGAGGAGCUGGGGAAGUUGCUUGCCGGAGUGACAAUUGCGCACGGCGGAGUGCUGCCGAACAUCAACCCGGUGCUGCUGCCGAAGAAAGCGGAGAAGGCUGGCGGUGCUGAGAAGGCGACUAAAUCGCCGUCCAAGGCAGGCAAGUCUCCGAAGAAGGCUGCUGCCUAGUUUUAUCUUUGAAUGUAGCAAGUCGAUUUGGUGUGGUGUGGUGUUGGUAUGUAGGAUUCAAUGUUUAUAAGUGAAGGAGUAAUUGUAGGUUUUGUCCUUUUGCAAUUGUGGAACCUCUUUGCUACAUCUUGUUGACAACGAAUACACAAUUGGAAAUUCAUCUUGUGUUUCUUCA
Molecule: messenger RNA, 729 nt
Organism: Salvia hispanica
Lineage: Eukaryota; Viridiplantae; Streptophyta; Magnoliopsida; Lamiales; Lamiaceae
Product: histone H2A
Cellular component (GO): nucleosome
Molecular function (GO): structural constituent of chromatin; DNA binding; protein heterodimerization activity
Source: RefSeq, a predicted model, not a curated record